AUGCGCCAAGCGCGCGACAGGCAAAGAGAAUCAAUUGCUCUCAGUGGUUCGAACCCUGGCAAAUCCGUCGCUAACAUCUUCCGUCAUCGGUCCUCCUCUAAGCGUGGUCAUGAACUUCCACCCCUGCUAAAUGAUAACAAAUUCUUCCUCACCGAUGACACUGACAAGGCGGAGUUGCUUAGUGCUUUCUUUGCAAAACACCUUGCUACCGAGUCCGAUCCGGUCCCUUUCUUUCGAUCACUUUCAGAUAGGACACUUAGUACAAUUGAUGUCUCCUCAGAUCUCAUUAAGAAACACAUAAGCCGUUUGAAAUACUCAUACUGCUCAGGAACGGACGGGAUUCCGAAUUCGAUUAUUAAACAAGCGUCCGACCUUCCCAUAUUGCUUAGUCAUUUAUUCUCUGUUUAUAUUUCAAAAGGAUUCUUUCCUGAAACAUGGAAAACGUCAAUUAUCAUUUCCGUUUUCAAGUCAGGAUCUCGGUCCGAUGUUAAUAACUAUCGGGGCGUGCACAAAACGCCGCCUCUAGCAAAACUUCUUAAAAGGAUUAUUUUCAAUGAAAUUCUUGACUUCUGUCUAGCUAAUCGACUUCUGAGCUCUAGUCAGCAUGGGUUUUUACCUGAACAAUCCUGCGAAACAUGUCACUUGGCUUUUCUUAAUCUAAUCACUUCUCUUCGUAAUGAGCGGCAGUCAGUGGUUGUUAUUUACUUUGAUCUUAGCAAAGCCUUUGACAAGGUGCCCCAUAGACGUCUUUUAGUAAAAUUGGAAGCCCUCGGCAUCCGGCCGCCUCUACUCGACUUCAUUAGGUCCUAUCUGUCCAACCGAUAUCAGAAAGUCAUGGUCGGUAAUAGCUACUCGACACCUCACUUGAUCACGAGUGGCGUACUUCAAGGCACGGUCCUGGGUCCGCUACUCUUCCUUCUGUACACCAUUGAUAUUUCGACUGAACUCGGAAAUUCGCAAACUUUUACUUAUGCCGAUGACCUCAAGUGUGUUUACUCAUCCUCUAAGGACACCGCAAAUGUUUGUGUUGAAAAAAUAAAUGCCGAUUUACUACGCUUAAGCAGAUGGGGUUCGACAUGGCAGAUGGAGUUUUCAUCAUCCAAGUGUAGUUUCAUGUCUUUUGGUCCUACCAAACUUCCUGGUCCCAUAAUUUUUCAGAAUAACCCACUCUCAAAAUGCCUCACCAUAAAGGGCCUAGGUCUAAGUUAUACAAAUAAACUUGCUUUAUCACCUCAUGCAGAUAGAAUCUCUGCCAAAGCCGCGCAGAUAUGUGGAUUCAUAUCGCAUAAUUUUUUCCUUCCGGAAAUGAAGCUAAGACUUUAUCAAAUGUUUGUUCUUUCAGUCCUCGAAUAUUGCUGUCCUUUCUUCGGUUUAAUGAACGCCUGCGACCGUAAUAAAAUCGAAAAUGUUCAGAGGGUUUUCACCCGGAAACUGUUCUCUCAAGCUUCGUCCAGUAUUUCUUAUACUCAGAGAUGUCAGCUGGCGAACAUUAAGUUUUUGUGGGUUAGAAGACUCGAAGCUGGCCUUUGCUUCCUUUUUCGCAUCAACUCUAGCUCCAGUCUUCCGCACAUUGACACUCUCACUCCGAGAGAUCGGUCUUAUGCCACGCGCAACUCCUGCAUGGUGAUUCCGCCGCCUCUUUGUACUACAUCUAAGCGCUCCCUCUUCUUUGCUUCCAAAUAUGCCUUCCUUUGGAAUAAUCUUCCGCCUGAAAUUAGAUUAUCGCCUAAGUUACUGGUAUUCAAGUCGAAAUUACGCAACCAUCUUACACCGAAAAGCAUAAAGGCACUGUUAACGGUCUCAUUCCCGAACACUCAGAUUCUUGACUUCGAGAAGGGUCCUCCUGGGAUUUAGUGGUAGAUUAAGUGGUAACUCUUAAUUAUAUCAUUAGAAACCCCUGUUUUAAAUUGGUUUCUAAAUCCCUUGCUAUCCUUCCCCCCUUCCCCGAUAACGACAAUUUUCGCGGUUUUUGAUGCCAUCUCCCGCAUUCCGACCUCAUGCGGUCUGUCGACACUCACGGCGGAACCCUCAGUCUUCACUGUUUACUAGUAGUUCGGUCGUACCUCCCUUCCUCACUGCUCGGCUGAGCUCGAAGCGUGCUGUGGCCGAUCGCAUCUCGGUUCCUCUCGUCUGGCCUCUUUGACGCGGCGUACCAAUCCGGCCCAGACGAUCUCAAUUGUGAAUCCCGUAUACAAUGCCAUUUGCAAGCCAGUCCUGUCUGACCCACAUUCGUACCCAUCAAGGCGGACAUUUAUUGCUACCCUGACGAUGGCCGACAACCUUCCGUUAUAUACCGCCACCUACAGGCCAGUCCUGUUCGCUUUUUUCUGUUAUUAUUUUUAAAGAGGGGUUUUUUUCUCCUGUAAAUUUAAUCCAAUCAUUUUUAACUUUUUUAAGGAGUUUUUUUUCACCCCUCAAUCAUCAUGUUUCUCAAUGGACUUCUAAUUUAGAAACUAGGAAUCGCAUUUUGUAAAGAUUCGGCCUACCUCGUCUAAAACUCGCAUGCAAAUUUAUUUUAACUUGAUUGAUUGAUGGGACCCCGACGGGUCUUUAAUAAAAAUUAUCUAUCUAUCUAUCUACCAUCGCGGACUCGGUGCCACAACAGAGUUCAGAAAACCGGAGGAGGGAUCGAGUGGAGGUGACUGGAAUGACGUGAAACUGCGUCUGAUUUCAUCACCACUCCCCUGUCUAUCUCAUUAGUUUUGAGUGCACAGCCCAAUAAUACACGUCAUAUUCUGACCCGGCCGCCUGUUGGUCCAACGCAACUCUCGGGCGGACCGUUUUGGUGGACUGCGACAGCUCGACCGUCAAUUCCGACGAUGUCCACCGUGUGCUCCACAUCAUUGUGAGAGCAGGGACGGUAACUUGUGCGGGAUUAGUUUAUAGUUAUAGAAGACUUGCAUAGCACCUACCGCACUCUUUCUCUCUCACUUCCACACUUCCCACCUGGACCCUGUGAGGGGACAGAGGCAAGAAAACCAGAGGCAGGGAGGACGCAGGUGGAUGGCACGGCCGGACCCGCACCUAGACGUGCCACCACACCCCCUGGUCCACGAGACACAUUUGUCCAGGAUUUUUCACCGACAAUAAGAACGCCCCAACAGAAGUAAGAACGACGAGGAGGACUGGGCAACCAUGCCCACCACCUGUAUACCCAGCGGGAGCGCAAGCGCAUCCACCAUCAGGGAACCAGGUGUCAGGGAACUGACAGCGCAUACCAGGCUACGAGGGCCACGGCUUGCUGACACCGGCAUAGCACACGCUUUCAGACCUUUUGACCUAGAAGGACGACACGUAGCUUUGCAUUUAGCCUGGGCCGUCACCCUUCAAGGUUGGGUAGCCCAACAGUCGUCGACUGAAUGACACUACUCAUAAAACACACACACACCCUUCUCAUAUGCAUAGGUAUCACAGAUCGCUUGAGAAGGGGUCGCGGCAGUCUGGCUUUCAGCCCGUAGGUCCGUCACUCCACACAACACACACAGCUGGGCAGACUGUGUGGACAGAUCUGGGACGUGAGUCGGCUGUCUUCCGAGCCACGGCUUACGACGCACCGUCUUCGUCUCAGACUCUGAACAAACCUGUAGCAGAAGAUUUGCAUAGAAAACAACCGAGACGCGCACCUCGCACUUGCGUGGGAGGUAGCAUUUGGUUGCUUGCGGUGGCUGAUGUUGAUGUGCGGGGAGAUGCUGGUGAGGGAGGGUGUGAUUGUGCGGUGCAGCCGGCGAUUGUCUACCGCAGGAUUUCGUGGAUGCGCAUGUGGCUUAAUAGACCCAUGUGGUGAAUAAAUGUGCGAGUGCAAUGUAGGCAGUGGGGGCGGAUGCGACGAGUGAAGGUUGGUGCUCAAGGCGUUGGUUCGCCAGUCUCUGUACGAUGAAUUAGCAAUUGACCGGCUAGACCGAGGUGUGAGGUGACAAUGUGGACAUGAGAAGUCGGCGCACUAAGCGACGGUGUAUGAGCUGGGCUGAGCGUGGUGGGUAUGGAGGAUUCAGUGAGUGUGAUGGAGCUGGUGGCGGCAACCGCGCUGAUUUGAGGAGCAUGGGCGGUUCUAGACAUGGUAGGAAUGUUGGAUGUGCUAGGUCUGUCGAGACUGCGGCCAAUUCCGCUCUCGUGUAUACGCAUGUGGCCGAACAGGUCCAUGAGGUGCAUAAACGUGCGAGGGCAGUGUGGACAGUGGAGGCGAAUGCAGUGGAUGAAGUUCGGUGCUCCAAGUACUGGAGGUGUUGGUGUUAGUUGGAGCCUCCCAAGUGUAAGGAAUGUUGAUGGCCGUGGCAGGAGGAACAACGGCAGAAGUUGAGGCUGGACGAGGACGACGACGACGACGAUGAUGAUGAUGAUGAUGAUGAUGAUGAUGAUGAUGAUGAUGAUGAUGAUGAUGAUGAUGAUGAUGAUGAUGAUGAUGAUGAUGAUGAUGAUGAUGAUGAUGAUGAUGAUGAUGAUGAUGAUAGAAUAGGUUUAUUGUAGCGCCCCUUGGGCACUGUCAGUCCCCUUUGAACUCAGGAAAAAAACCCAAAACAAACUCGUCAAUUUCAACUGCACUUUGACUUCAUUUGCUUCGGGUGACUGGUUAGCCAAAAGAGCGCGAAUUGAGAGUUUGUUUUAAGUUAAAAAAACCUCAGUUCGAAGGGAAAAUAAUAACAAAAUUUUCAAAAAAUAACGAUAUGUACAAUAUAAAAAUUGAAGUUUGCAGUUUGGUAGUUUUCGGGGGCAUGAAUAAUAUGUCCUUCAUGGCAGUUGAAGAACUUUGAUAUCGGCCUGACCUUGAAAUUAUUUUCCUGUUGGGUAAAUUUCGGUUUGCUCUAGUUGCUGGUUGUCAUGUGAUACGGCAGGAGUGAACUGACCGUUUUUCUUUUUGUUUUAUUAAAGUGGCCUGUUUCCGAAAGGGAGUAGUGUGUGUUUUUUUUUGUGCCUGCAGGAUCUACUGAAGGAGUCCGCACCCCACCCCCUGUAGCAGCCUCCAGCUCUACACUCCCCGUGCUUCAACCAGCCAGCGACCGGGAUUAUAUUGUUAGAGAACCUCCCUUGGACCAGCAUUAGUCUGCGAAUAUUCUUUCCUUCCCCUCCUGUUUUCCGAUUCGUAUACACUCACUGACGUUCUUCGUUUUUCCUCCCCGUCUCCACUCAUUCAAUACAUUUAUAUAUCAACUAUCUUAGUUGUCUCCGUUACACUCGUUUGUCUGAAGUAUUGCCUGCCGUACGAUGCCAAAAUCCAAAACUGAACCGACAAGCCAACCCGGACCAAACCCCGUUUUAUGUGAUUCUAUUACGACAAAGAACGUUAACCCAGGGCCGGUCUCCCCGACAGGACAGCCAGACGGACCGCCCAUUACAUUGGUGGCAGCGGUGCCCUCGAGCUCCGCUCCGCACAUCCGUGCCAACAAUUCCUCAUACACCACACUGCCCUUGAAGCUAACUGCUUACGAUGGGAAGGAAGACUUUUCCGCUUGGCUCCGGCGAUCUCGAUUCCAUGUUGGAUUGGUUCCCCCCCAAGACCAAAGUAUGGCCAUCUUACAGAGUCUAACGGCCACCCAACUGGAUAAGGCACUAGACGCCGGGUUAUCCGAGGAAACCCCACUGGCCCAACUAUGCAGCGAGUUGGAAAACCUGCUGAAACCCUCCAUAUCUAAGCGAGAGGCGUUAGACCGCAUGUACUCGCGACGGAGACUGGUAGGUGAAUCGCCCAAGGACUUCGCAGAUGACUUAUACUGCCUUUGUAAGGCGGCGUUCCCGUCUAUAUCCCCUGCCGACUGCAACGACGCCGUCGUCUACCACUUCAUUAAGUACAUUGAACCAUCGGAACUACGGCGUUCACUCCUCUUACAGCCUCCCCACGACCUCCAAGACGCCAUCAGUCGUGUAAACCAUUACUCAACACUGCCACAUCCUGACUUACCCCGCCAGUCAUUUCUUUGAAACAAUCAAGCCCAGAACUGGCGACGAGACGAUGCCGGUAAUCACAACCGGCCGGGACCCUUUAACCGAUUCCAGUACCCCAGACGCGGGGACUAUAACCGUUUUGGCAACCGACAAGUCUGCGCAUGUCACAACCACCGGUCAAACCCACCCAACAAACUUACCGGAUCGGGUACGUGUUCCAUUCCGCUUGUCUCCCAGCUUCAUGCCACAGUACCACCAUUCUAUACUGAACUGCUUCUUAAUCAGCGACCGAUCCGCGCCUUAAUAGACACGGGGGCGACGAUAUCGUUAGUAAACCCGCAAAUACUGUCCCAUGCACAAAAUGUGUAGAUAGACCCGAGACCCCGGUCCACAUGCUUAACCACAGCAGAUGGCUCUCGGCUGGACUGCAUCGGCAGCAUUUUGUUACAACUGACAUUUCAGUCCGGGUUGAGACAACAUACCUUUUUGGUAGUGCCAGGACUAGCCUGGGAUAUAUUGCUAGGACUCGAUUUCCUCAGUAGAUACAAUUGUGCCAUUCAGGUCAAUCAGCGUACUAUCGAGUUCCAAAGACCACUCUCUACUACACAGGCCGUCUCACCUACGUUUGACGAAGACGCAGUGUGUGCUGCUAUUCAAGCCACAGUUGCCUUACCUACCGUUCACAUCGACACCAUGCUACCUGACACCGUGAAUGUAACUGAAAACGACCGUGAGACAUUGCGAGCCCUACUAACAGAGUUCACAGAAGUUUUUGCGUGGGAUGACGACUCUCUAGGUAGAACGGCAUAUCUGCGGCACUCCAUCGACACCGGCAAUGCCAAACCGGUAUGGCAGCCACCUCGGCGAAUACCGGCCCAUUUCCAGGACGAAGUCAGUCAACUGAUUGAUUUUAUGCUUAAGAAUCGCGUUAUACGCCCAUCAAACUCAUCAUGGGCAUCUCCCGUUACCCUAGUACCGAAGAAAGACGGGAAACUACGCCUUUGCGUCGACUACCGCAGACUCAACGCCUUGACCACUCGAGACUCAUUUCCACUUCCCCGUAUCGAUGUGACCCUCGACGCACUAGCUGGCGCACGCUGGUUUUCUACUUUAGACCUUAAAUCGGGGUACUGGCAGGUCGAGAUAGAACCUGCAGACCGCCACAAGACAGCAGUUACACUUCCACAAGGACUAUUCGAAUAUGAGACCAUGCCAUUCGGCUUAUGCAAUGCACCAGCGACAUUUCAGCGCUUGAUGCAAGUCGUCCUUGGCCAACUGCUACCAAAUCAGUGCCUGGUCUACUUAGACGAUGUUAUAGUUUUCGGACGCACUAUAGCACAUCAUAAUCAAAACCUCGCGGCCGUUUUAACCGCACUGGGCGACGCAGGUUUACGUCUUAACCCACAGAAGUGUUUGUUUUUGCGUGACAAGGUCACCUAUUUGGGACAUGAAAUCAGUCGAGAAGGCAUCCAGGCUUCUCCGGAGAAAAUCAGCGCUGUUAAAUUGUGGCCGAUUCCUAAAUCAGUAACCGAACUCCGUAGUUUUCUUGGAUUGGCGUCUUACUAUCGCAAAUUUAUUUUAAAUUUUGCAUCCAUUGCUCAACCAUUACAUCGGUUAACCGAGAAAAGACGGAAAUUUACGUGGACUGACGAAUGUCAGAUUGCUUUCGACGAUCUGAAAGCCCACCUGCUCUCUGCACCGAUACUCACACUACCAAACACAGAAGCAGACGCUCCACCGUUUAUUCUGGACACAGACGCCAGUGGGUUCGCCAUGGGGGGAGUGCUAUCACAAGCUGAUGCCAACGGAACCGAACGACCUGUUUGCUUUGCCAGUAAGACGUUAUCCAAGCCACAACGUAAUUACUGCACUUAUCGUCGCGAACUUCUGGCCCUCAUAACGUUCGCUAAACAGUUUCGUGCAUUUUUGAUCGGCAAACCAUUUAUCGUGCGGACUGACCACAAAGCCUUACAGUGGCUACAGAAUACGAAGGAUGCAGAAGGACAGUUAGCCAGAUGGCAAGAGACACUUCAGCAGUUUACCUUCUCAUGUCAGUACCGGCCAGGGACUAAACACGCCAACGCUGAUGCUCUCUCCCGCCGUUAUGACGAAUCGACUUCUGAGGCGACCGCGACACCAGACGUUACCAUCAAUGCCGUGCACAUGAGCGAACCUACACGGUACCAUUGGACGGUGGUGCAAAGCACUGAUCCCGACACAGCUAUCCUGUAUAACCACCAGCGUGCGGGCAAGCACCGACCGACAGACGAGGAUCUCAGAGGAUCAUCUGAAGUCGCCCAUCUACUACGCAAUCACUGGCCUAACCUCUUCAUUGACAACGACUUACUUUUCAUUAGAGAAACUGCCAAUUCCACUCCUCGUGUUGUUGUGCCUGGCAGCUUAAUAAUUCCCGUUUUAACUGAUUUACAUCAUGAACUCGGUCACGUGGGCCAGGCUAAGACCGAAAAUGCAGCCAGGCAACGAUUUUGGUGGCCACAGUUACGUGAAACGGUGGCCACAUUUUGUAACAGUUGUCCUGUUUGUGCGUCGUUUAAAAGCCCUCAACAACGAUUUCGCGCUCCUCUCCAGCCUAUGGUCACAGGGUUCCCAUUCCAACGCGUUGGGGUCGACAUAAUUGGACCUUUGGCCUAUUCUACUUCCGGGCAUCAGUAUAUCUUAGUCAUGGUCGACUAUUUUACUAAAUGGGCAGAAGCCAUACCCCUCCGCAGACAGGAUGCGCUAUCAGUGACAACUGCCUUCUUUAACGACUGGAUUUGCCGUUUUGGGGCUCCUCUUUCCCUUCACUCAGACUGUGGCGCCAACUUUGAAAGUAAGUUAAUACAAGACGUAUGCGAUCAGUUACACAUUCAUAAGACACGAACAACCCCGGCACAUCCCGAAGGCAACGGACAAGUCGAACGAACCAAUCGCACUCUCAUAAACCUUCUAAAAGCGUUUGCCGAACAUCAUCGACCUUUCAACUGGGACACCAGGCUACCCUAUGCCCUAAUGGCUUAUCGCGCGACGGUUCACUCCUCUACAGGAUACUCGCCUUUUUUUAAGCUUACUGGACGGAACUUCCGACUACCUAUCGACUCCAACUUACCCAUCAUGGAAUCCGAGACCUACACCACCGGCUCUUACAUGCUUGAGCUUCAAGAACUAUUACGAAUCACACACAAUUUAGCACGCGAACAUCUAGGCUCAGCAUAUCAACGACAGAAAGAAAACUUCGACACACAAAUUUCCGGCACUCCUUAUCAACCAGGCGAUCUUGUUCUGCGUUACCGACCCAUACCACCCGUUGGCGUAUCAGCGAAGUUCUUCCAUCCUUGGGAAGGCCCUUUCCGCAUUCUUCGCGUCAUCCUACCUACCACAUACCAUAUACAGGAUGCCACAAUGCCCAAUAGCCCCACCAUGACUGUUCAUUUUGAUAAAUUAAAGCCCUUUAGAGGACGCUUACCACUAGCAUCACACGACACCCUACCCAUCCUUCCCGAUCACUUAGUUCCAGAACCUUCCAACGAAAUUACCAUACAGGACCCUUUACCGCGCGCCCCUGGGGACCCUGUGGACAGGGUCCCAUCCUGAGGGGGGGAAAGUGUGAUACGGCAGGAGUGAACUGACCGUUUUUCUUUUUGUUUUAUUAAAGUGGCCUGUUUCCGAAAGGGAGUAGUGUGUGUGUUUUUUUUUUGUGCCUGCAGGAUCUACUGAAGGAGUCCGCACCCCACCCCCUGUAGCAGACUCCAGCUCUACACUCCCCGUGCUUCAACCAGCCAGCGACCGGGAUUAUAUUGUUAGAGAACCUCCCUUGGACCAGCAUUAGUCUGCGAAUAUUCUUUCCUUCCCCUCCUGUUUUCCGAUUCGUAUACACUCACUGACGUUCUUCGUUUUUCCUCCCCGUCUCCACUCAUUCAAUACAUUUAUAUAUCAACUAUCUUAGUUGUCUCCGUUACACUCGUUUGUCUGAAGUAUUGCCUGCCGUACGAUGCCAAAAUCCAAAACUGAACCGACAAGCCAACCCGGACCAAACCCCGUUUUAUGUGAUUCUAUUACGACAAAGAACGUUAACCCAGGGCCGGUCUCCCCGACAGGACAGCCAGACGGACCGCCCAUUACAGUCAGUCUAUCUGGCCGGCUGUAAGGGGGCGGUCGCGCAGUUCCUACGUAUUUUUCAGGAGGCUUACCAUCGUUGUCUGGACUAAGAGCUGGAAAAGAUGAAUAUAUAUCAGGAGUAAGAAGCAUUCAAUGGUAAGUCACAAUGAAAACUGUCAAAAUACUAUUGAAUCAUGUAUCAUAUUGUUCUUGUUAAUGUGAAAUUAUAGGAGUAGUGGUCGACUGUUUACUAUGACCUAAUAUAGUUCUAUAUAUGUUUAAUAUGGCUUUAAUAUAGACAUACGCACGACUAAUAUGCAGGGUUUUAUCGAAGGGUAUAUUUUUAUUAGCUUUAUAAGGGAUAUUUAGUGUCAGGUGACAUAGCUGAUGAAAACGAGAAAGGGAGGAAAAUAGAGGAUUAUCAUUAUCUGUUCUAUGUUAAUCAAUGAUGCUAUCUUUUAUAAAUUUGAUUAUUUUUAGUGCUAUUUUCCGGUAUUUUUCAAUCGGCUGGCAUCAUCAGAGCCCUUUUGGACCAAAUUCAAUAUCAAAGAAUUGACUUGAAAAGUGUCCUAUCUUAUUCAAAAAUAAAUGUGUAUUGUUAUUUGAAAGGAAUUUCCUAGUUUUUAUUUUAAAUUCGAUUAGGGUUCGACUUUUCCGGAUAUAACCUGGAAGAGAAUUCCAGAUAGUCGCAUAUCUUAUGGUGUAGAAAUUUGAUCGUUGGGACUUUGUGAAUUUGGGAAUCUUUAUAAUAUCCUCGCUAUUUCUGGUGUUUCUAGGGGCGUUUUGGUUGGUAAGUAAAUUCAUUUUGAGAAUAUCUUGAUCGUGGGUGACCUUGAAUAGGAAGUUUAGACCAUUUCGAAGUCUUCUGAUCCAGAGUGGUCGAAGACCGUAUUUAUGAUAUAGUUCUAAGUAUGAACCCUGGAUGCCAUCACUUCUAGACAAAGAUCUAGUAAACCGUCUCUGAAUGCCUUCUAGUUUCUUUCGGCCGUCUGAGGGCAUUAUGCCGAAGAAAAUUGAACAGUAAUCUAGGAGAGGUAAAAGAUACAUUUUGAACAGUUGUAUUCUUAGUGCAUUUAAGGUGAAAUUUUUACAUAUGAAUCCACACAGGCGAGUGGCUUUCGGUGAUAUUUGUUGGACGUGGGGAGAUAAAUCAAGGGUAUUUGUAUAGCUGAGACCUAAAUCUUUUACAGAUUGGGCCUCUGUUAUUUCAUUAUCCUCGAAUAUUAUGGGGGGAAGUUUUUGUGGGCCAAAUAUCAGGAGAUGGCAUUUUUCGGGUGAAAAGGGCAUCUGCCACUGACUACUCCAUUCGCUGAGUUUUCUGAGAUCAGUUUCAAUUGUUCUAUGAAUAUUGGCUACUGUAUUCCCGUUAUAUGCAUAUGCAAUUUUAAGGUCGUCCGCAUAUGAUGAUGAUGAUGAUGAUGAUGAUGAUGAUGAUGAUGAUGAUGAUGAUGAUGAUGAUGAUGAUGAUGAUGAUGAUGAUGAUGAUGAUGAUGAUGAUGAUGAUGAUGAUGAUGAUGAUGAUGAUGAUGAUGAUGGGAAUCGUGAUGCGUGCUGGGGAUUGUGGUCAGUGUUAGUUGUCGGCGUAGGAGGUGAGGAAGAGUUAAGCGUAGAGAGAGGACCUGGUGUAGUCCGGGUGCUGCUGUUAGUACGGAGAUGUCCUACGAGACCGAUUGUCGCCCGGAACGUCCGCUGGCAGCAUGGGUAGGUUGGAGCUUGUUAAGCGUUGGCGUUGCGAGGUGGGCGCGGUUGAGAUUUGCGAGCGUCGCGUUUGGCCUUGGUUUUGGUGAUGCGCUUGACUUAUUAGAUAGUUGCACCCGUCUUCGAUGUCCUCUUCCAGGUCGGUCGGUCUCGGGUGAGGUCUUACAGGUUGGCCGGCUUGAUCUACAGACGCUCCAGCGGAGUCUUCAGACUUUCCAUGUAUUGACGGACUUGGCCUCCUUGCUGGCGGGAACCCGUUGCAUUAUCUCCAUAGAACAUGCUUUUGGGUAGCCGCUCGUCGUCUAUCCGCACGAGGUGGCCUCUGCAACGCAGUUGCAGCCGUCUCCGCGUGGCGUAGAUGCUAACGAUUCCUGUACGCUCCGGUACAUCCAAGUCGGGGAUCCGGUUCUGCCACUUCAAAUUCAGUAUCCGUAGAUGACAGCUGAGGUAGAAGUGGCUGAGACUUCGCGCCUGCUUAUCGAACGCCGUCCUGGUCUCCGCUCCAUACAGUAGAGUCAGCGAGAUGACUACCUUGUAAAUCUUCAGAUUGGUGUCAAGAUGGAGGCUGUGAUGGUUCCAGACUGUGCUUUACGGGCCGCCGAAAGUUUGGUUGGGUUUAAAAGCCUGGCGGGCAACCUCAUUGUAAAUAUACUUGGUUCGAGAUAGGGUGCUGCCCAGGUAUGUGAAGUUGUCCAAGACUUGCAGUGAGGCGCCGUUCACAUCCAUAUGGGGUGCGACGUAGGCAGAGUUGGGUGUCGGUUGAUGCGUGAUCACCGUAUUCGUCCUGUUGCCGCAGGCGGCGGCGGCGGCGGCGAAGAAAUCCACGCUCAUUUACGUGCCCAAUUCCGAGGUGGUGUUGAGGGCGCAGUCGUCGGCGGACGGAACCUCAUCUCCGGGAUGCCGUAG
Molecule: messenger RNA, 12576 nt
Organism: Spirometra erinaceieuropaei
Lineage: Eukaryota; Metazoa; Platyhelminthes; Cestoda; Diphyllobothriidea; Diphyllobothriidae
Source: the annotation of a GenBank genome assembly